GAAUAUAAUGGACAGUGUGGAGAAUACUGCUACGAUUAGGCGGUACGAGAAUUUUCCGUCGUAUGGGCCUUUUUAUGGAGUAAUGGGCGUAUCUGCAGCCAUGGUUUUAUCGUCGUUUGGAGCUGCUUACGGAACCGCAAUAUCUGGUACUGGGAUAGCAGCAACAGCAGUCAUGCGACCGGAACUGAUUAUGAAAUCUAUUAUACCCAUUGUUAUGGCUGGAAUUAUAGCGAUCUAUGCCAAGGGAUAUGUGCAUCUAGCUGCUGGUUUGUCUGUGGGCAUGUGUGGACUAGCUUCAGGUUAUGCUAUUGGAGUAGUUGGCGACGUCGGGGUCCGCAAUACCGCCUUACAGCCUCGAUUAUUUAUUGGAAUGAUUCUCAUUUUAAUUUUCGCAGAGGUCUUGGGGCUUUAUGGAAUGAUUGUGGCAAUUUACCUUUAUACUAAAGAUAUUUCUUAAAAUAUUACAUUAUGUUGUUCUAAAAGAUAUCUAAUACAUAUGCAUUUUUGUGCCUUGGUAAAAUU
Molecule: messenger RNA, 522 nt
Organism: Drosophila albomicans
Lineage: Eukaryota; Metazoa; Arthropoda; Insecta; Diptera; Drosophilidae
Product: V-type proton ATPase 16 kDa proteolipid subunit c-like
Exons: 2
Coding region: 8-457 (149 amino acids)
Biological process (GO): proton transmembrane transport
Cellular component (GO): proton-transporting V-type ATPase, V0 domain
Molecular function (GO): proton-transporting ATPase activity, rotational mechanism
Source: RefSeq, a predicted model, not a curated record